UACAGAGCUGGCACAAUGGAUGGAAAGGCUGAGAGUAUGAGCCUCUACAAUUUGGACCGGUUCCGCUUCGAGAGGAAGGGGAAGGGCGCGGAGCAGGUGCCGGCGGCCUGCGCCGGGACAGCUGGCGGUGCUGCCAGAGGAGGAGCGGAGGAGGAGCAAGGUGCGGGUGACAGCAGGCGGCCGGGCACUCCGGCCUCGGACGUGACAGACAGAACGGAGUGUUCCACCAUCCCAGAAACUCCCGAAGCUCAGAGAACAAGGAAAGUGUCUUACUUCAAGCGGCAGCGAGGGGUGCAUUUCUUCGAUGUGUCUGACAGCGAGGAUGAGGAGCCAAGACACCUCCGUGCUGCCAAAGAAACCCAGGCCUCGAGGGCAGAGGCGCCCGUAAGCUGUGAAACAUCUGAUGGUGAUGACCAGCCUGAAAAGGAAAUGCCCCAUCUGACACUUGCAAAUGGUGGGAAGCAGCAGCCAGCUGUGAAGGAGUAUGUAGAGGAGGAUACCAGAGACUCAAAGCUGCAAACAAUGAAGGAACGUUUUCCCCAAAGAAGUGACCAAGAAUUAUUAAAACUGAUAGAAUCAGCACACACAAUGGAUGAAGCAGUAGCUGCUGGUUUGAAGCUCAACGACAAAGCUGCCUCUGGUAAAAGGAAGCAAAGAGAUUCUCCCACAAAUUGCAAAACCAAAAAUGAGCAAGCUGCAAAAAAGUCAAAAGUUACUUAUCUGGAUGACUCAGAACCCAAAAGACAAUGGGAGAGGCAAGAGAUGCUCGUGAAGAAGUUGCAAAGUACAUUCCCUGGACUGGAUAAGGAGGAGCUGAGAGAGGUACUUGAGGAACAUAACUGGGUGUUUCAUGAUGCACUGGAGGCCCUGAAAAUAUUUGCAGACGACGAGGAGGGUAUAGAAUUUCCUCCCAAAAGUAAAGUUGCUGACUGGACUGAAGCAUCCACUAAAACCCAGAAUGAGGAGAGUAAAGAUAAGAUGAAGCAGAAGGCUUCUGAGAAAGAGCAGAAUGGCUUUCAGAAAAAGGACAAAGGCAAAAGGAGCAUUUGGAGUGCUGAGAGAGAAACAGAACACACGGAGGACGAGUCCGCUUCUGAAGACGGCGGAAGCUCCCUGGAUGAGGACUACAGCAGUGGUGACGAAGUGAUGGAGGAUGGCUACAAAGCAAAAAUCCUCAGCUUCCUGCAGGAUGCUUCCCUGAGUGAACUGUCUCUGAUUCCCCAGUGUUCUCAGAAAAAGGCUCAGAAGAUAAUAGCGCUCCGGCCCUUUAACAGCUGGGAGGCUCUGUUUACAAAAAUGACGAAGACUUCUGGUUUGUCAGAGGAUAUAGUGUGGAACUGCAAGAUACUGCUGAAGGAGAGGGAUGUGGUUCUAAAGCUCAUGAAUAAAUGUGAAGACAUUUCCAAUAAACUGACAAAACAGGUAACCAGUAUUACUAGAGGAGGAGGAUGUGGAUGGAACAUAGAGCAACCCUCCAUUCUGAAUCGCAGUUUGAAACUGAAGCCAUAUCAGAAGAUUGGUUUGAACUGGUUAGCACUGCUGUAUAAGCACAGAUUGAAUGGCAUCUUGGCUGAUGAAAUGGGCUUAGGAAAAACAAUUCAAGCUAUUGCAUUUCUGGCUUAUCUCUACCAAGAGGGCAAUAAAGGUCCCCACUUGAUAGUUGUGCCAGCUUCAACGAUAGAUAACUGGAUAAGAGAAGUUCAUCUGUGGUGUCCUGAACUGAAUGUCCUCUUUUACUAUGGGUCCCAAGAAGAUAGGAAACAUCUCAGGUUGGACAUUCACAAUAAAGUCGUUGAUUUCAAUGUGAUCGUGACUACAUACAACUCUGCAAUCAGCAGCUCGGAUGAUCGAGGACUGUUCCGCAGGCUGAAGCUUAACUAUGCAAUUUUUGAUGAGGGUCAUAUGCUCAAGAACAUGAGCUCUAUCCGCUACCAGCACCUCAUGACAAUUAAUGCCAAGAAUCGCUUGCUGCUAACAGGGACUCCCGUUCAAAAUAAUCUGUUGGAAUUGAUGUCCCUCUUGAAUUUUGUCAUGCCCGAUAUGUUCAGCAGUAGCACAAGUGAAAUUCGAAGGAUGUUCUCUUCAAAAACAAAGAGUGCUGAAGAACAAAGCAUAUAUGAGAAGGAGAGAAUUGCACAUGCAAAGCAGAUAAUAAAGCCAUUCAUCUUGAGAAGAGUAAAAGAUGAGGUCCUUAAACAACUACCUCCCAAAAAAGAUCUCAUUGAACUGUGUGCGAUGUCUGAGAAACAGGAACAACUCUACUUGGCUCUCUUAAACAAGCUUAAGAAAACCAUCAACAGUAAUGAGAAAAACUCUGAUAUGGGAAAUGCAAUGAUGCAACUUAGAAAAAUGGCCAAUCACCCUCUUUUGCAUCGUCAGUACUACACAAAUGACAAGCUCAGAACAAUGUCCUCCCUCAUGCUCAAGGAACCCACACAUUGUGAUGCUAACCCUGACCUUAUCUUUGAAGAUAUGACAGUCAUGACAGAUUUUGAGCUGCAUGUGCUUUGUAAGCAAUAUUCUCACAUCAAUGACUUCAUGUUAGAUGUGGAUCAGAUCCUGGAUUCUGGAAAGUUUAGAGCAUUGGAACGCAUUCUCUCCGACCUUAAAGAGAAGGGUGACAGAGUUGUGUUGUUCAGCCAGUUCACUAUGAUGCUGGACAUCCUGGAAGUUUUCCUGAAACACUGGCAACACAGAUACCUUCGGCUGGAUGGGAAAACGCAGAUUUCUGAGCGGAUACAUCUAAUAGACGAGUUCAAUACAGACAUGGGUAUAUUUGUAUUCCUUCUGUCCACCAAAGCUGGUGGCUUGGGCAUUAAUCUGACCUCAGCCAAUGUUGUGAUCCUUCAUGACAUUGACUGCAACCCUUACAACGAUAAGCAGGCCGAAGACCGGUGCCACAGAGUGGGGCAGACGCGAGAAGUACAAGUCAUAAAGCUCAUCAGUAAGGGGACUAUUGAAGAAACCAUGCUCAAAAUCAGCCAACAGAAACUGAAGUUAGAACAAGAUAUGACUGCAGCAGAAUCAGGAGAAGAAGGAACCAUUCCAGCAGAUAUAGCCACAUUAUUAAAAGCUUCAUUGGGUCUCUAAAAUGUAAAUAUGUUGAGAAAUUCAAGGAAGAAAUGGGAUGAAAUACCCCAAGGACUCUUACAUUACUGUUGACCAGGAGUUUUAUGAACGUUUAUAACUUUUUGUAGUUUGUUUAUUGUAUUGCUCAUGGUAUUGAAAAAUUUUAACACCAAUAGCAUUCUUUUAAUGCUUAAAAAGCAUAAAUGGCCCAAAAGUGCCAACCUCAGAUGCUGAAUAAAGGUUUUACAGAUCACUUUUGAAAUGGGGACCUAGUAAUUGUUUUAACAAAUCUGCUACUGCUUAAGAUUUGUCAGUAUUUUUGUAAUUAUUUCUACCUCCAAAUAUAUAUAUAUAUAAACUGUCUGUUUCACUGGAUUCCGCGUGUAGAUUUUUUUAUAUGUGCCUUAUUUGACAAUGCUCGAGUCUGUUUCUGCUUGUUUUGGUUCAUUUGAUGUACCGUACUGAUUUUGUAUCAACUUGUUCCAAUAAAAUUCCAUAGACUGACAAAA
Molecule: messenger RNA, 3578 nt
Organism: Passer montanus (Eurasian tree sparrow)
Lineage: Eukaryota; Metazoa; Chordata; Aves; Passeriformes; Passeridae
Gene: SMARCAD1
Product: SWI/SNF-related, matrix-associated actin-dependent regulator of chromatin, subfamily a, containing DEAD/H box 1
Exons: 24
Coding region: 16-3090 (1024 amino acids)
Cellular component (GO): nucleus
Molecular function (GO): ubiquitin binding; DNA binding; ATP-dependent chromatin remodeler activity
Source: RefSeq, a predicted model, not a curated record